AUGGACAGCAGAGACGACGCACUGCUACAGAGAGAGGCGUUUUCCCUGGAGGAAAUAUUCGAGAGCGACAUAACGAACGAGGAAAAUAAAUCCAUCGUGGAUUAUUUGAGACAAGUACAAAAUGAGAGGGACCAACUUCCAAGUACAGUGAGCGUAAGGAGCAUAAAAGGGGCAGAACAACAAAGUGAAAACAGUGAAGGGAAAUCCAAUUCCACGCAUCAAAUAUUUGUAGUACUGGACAAGUACAAGGAGACUAAUUUGACCAAGUACAAUUGUUCCACAUGGAGGGAGAAUGUUAUACAUUAUGUGAAAAGUGUGAGGAAAUAUAUGCACAGAAAAUACAACAAGAAAAUGAUCGAUGGGUCGAAGUACCAUAGUGCAAAAUGUGAUGUACUCUCGAAACUGAAAAAAAAGGAAAAUUUGAUUUCUGUUUUUUCUUCAUCGCCAUUGUGUAUUCAUUUGUAUAUGUAUGGCAUUAAUUACAAACAGGUGGUUUACUACCUCCAUGUCAUAGCUAGCCAUUUGGUUGAUCGGAAGGAAGGGCAGUCUUGGAUGCUGUACGUCUGGAUUAUUUAUUUACUCAUUCUGUUGGACUCUCUGCAGGCCCUGGACUCGAGCGUCUCCUCGGAUUUGCAGACGAUCAAGCGGGCUUGCGUAGAAAGGGGGGAGGCCGUAGAGAAGCACAACGUUGUUCACCCAAGCGACUUAACCUUCCUGACCCAUUUUUAUUGCAACUCACCAAGUGCAAUCAACAGCAUGGCGUGCUCGUCCCACUGCCCCCAAUCCAUUUAUUACAUAAUUUAUUACCUGAUCACAGAAAUAUUUAAUCAGAAAUGA
Messenger RNA from Plasmodium fragile, 837 nucleotides. RefSeq lists its product as uncharacterized. Gene Ontology annotation, biological process: spliceosomal snRNP assembly. The record is from RefSeq and is a predicted model, not a curated record. Bases 1 to 837 code for a protein of 278 amino acids. The transcript has a single exon. NCBI's taxonomy places the organism in Eukaryota, Apicomplexa, Aconoidasida, Haemosporida, Plasmodiidae.